Branchiostoma belcheri (Belcher's lancelet) is the source of this 2090-nucleotide messenger RNA. Its product is annotated as eukaryotic translation initiation factor 4H-like. The transcript is spliced from 8 exons. Bases 68 to 1009 code for a protein of 313 amino acids. NCBI's taxonomy places the organism in Eukaryota, Metazoa, Chordata, Leptocardii, Amphioxiformes, Branchiostomatidae. The record is from RefSeq and is a predicted model, not a curated record. Gene Ontology annotation, molecular function: RNA binding.
AAAGGUGAGCAUCAGCUGGAGCCUCUGUUUGGUGUCUGCAGCUGCGCACUGCCUCUUCCCCCCUAUCAUGGCGGACUACGACUUCGAUAACUACGACGGCGGCUAUUCUCGUGGAAACUACGGCCGCCGUUCGGACAACAGAGGAUACGGUGGAGGCAGAGGGGGAGGAGGAUACAGACAAGGCGGCAGCGGCGGGGGUUAUGGCGGCGGCGGCCGUGGUGGCGGCGGUGGUCGCUCCGGGGGACCCAACCCUUUUCCCACAGAGGCACCGUACACGGCGUUCGUCGGCAACCUUCCUUUCGAAACGGUUCAAGGAGAUCUGGAUCAAAUCUUCAAGGGUUUAAAAGUAAAAAGCGUCCGUUUAGUGCGGGACAGGGAAACGGACAAGUUCAAAGGCUUCUGCUAUGUGGAAUUUGAGGACGUCGAGUCCUUAAAAGAGGCUCUAACCUACGACGGAGCCCUCUUCGACGACCGUAACCUGCGUGUGGAUGUUGCACAGUCCCGUCAGAAGGACAAGGGCGGAGACCGUGGCAGGGGCGGUCGCGGCGGCGGUUUCGGUCGCGGCGGCGGUGGCCCCCCCAGGGGAGGAGGAUUCUCUUCAUACGGCGGCGGCCAGCAGCAAAGAUAUGGUGGGGGGGAUAGACGAGAUUACGGCAGAGAGGGGGGUGGCCGAGGUGGUUACGACGACAGGCCCGGAGGCAUGGACCGCGGGCAGAGGUACGGCGGCGGCGGGAACUUCCGAGGCGGCCGCGGCGGGGGCAGAGGCCCCGUAGACGAUUUCAGAGAACCUACAGAAGAACUAAGGGAGCCAACUGAAGAGGAGCGGGCGGCGCGACCCAGACUGAAGCUGGCGCCGCGCACCGUGGGCAAACCCGUCAACGCCGUCGCCAAUCCACAGUCGUCGAUCUUCGGUGGCGCCAAGCCCCGGGACGAGCGGGAGUACGAAGAGCGCAGGGAGAAGGAGCGCUCGCGUACGACUAGCGAGAGUAGCCAAAGGAGCGAGUCCUAAACUUCGCUCCACCUUCAACCCCCUUCUAGGGCUAGCUCUGGUCCUGUUUAGAAAUGGCAGUGUACAUGUAGAUAGGGUUCUAGGCUGACGAUAAUAAUAAAUGUACGACAUGCUGUCUUAGUACUACUAGCUUUGGAUUGGAUUUUGUAUAAAAUUCCUCUGAUUGUUUGGGGGGUUCGUGUAUGGAGCUUUCUGAUUCGAUGGGGCUCUGUGUAUAGAGCCUUCUGAUUGGUUGAGGUUCUGUGUACGGAGCCUUGUGAUUAGUUGAGGUUCCGUAUACAACACUAAUGGAUUGUAGCGUCACUGACGAGAUAUACAGAGGAUAGCAAAGAACCUUGGGAGUUUUGUACACAACCGUAACAAAAUAAAUAUAAGCAAAUAUAGAUGGUACAAGCUGUACUGUCCUUCAACCUUCCUCAAUUUUGCCUUCUAACAAUCUCAUGGUCAAGUACAUACAUGCACCAGCGUGGUGCAUAAAGAAUUGCUUAUCAACUUUUUUUUGUUGCUUGGACAUAACAUUUCCCGGUAGACGAAUUUGUGUGUUGUCAUGUUGUUCAUUGCAUAUAUUACUAGUAACUUGUACAGAACAAGGGCAGGUAUAUAUACAAAUGUGCUUGUAUAUUGCGGCCGCCGUGUGUACAACGGUACUUCCACGCAGUCCUAGUGAAUGUCUGGUGUAAUGUGAGUAAUGCCUCUCAGAGACACGUUAUCUGAGAUACUGUAUUUUAAGACAUGUUGUCCAAACUAUAUAGUGCAAGAGUGUUCAUUUUUUUUCCUUACCGGCGAAGGAAAGUAUCCAAAAAAGCCGAGGAAAAAGUCUGACUUAUGUGAGGAAAAAUAGAGGCCAUUUUAGUUAAAAGUUCCAGUGUAUAUCCCGAAGAUUGGUGCCUUAGCACCACGAGUGUUAGGAGACUUUAAAACUGCACAGCCAAGGGGGUUGACUAUGUUUUGUGUGAAGGAGGUCUGUUGAACUUACUUUAGGCAUGACUGUGUACACAUGAGUACACACAACAGCAGUUGAUUGCCAUCCACAGCAUCUGAGUAGCAAAUGACUUGCAGACUCAAUAAAAUUUCCUUUUUU